AUGGCACCGUUCGAGCCGUUGUAUGGUAGGAGAUAUAGGUCUCCAAUAGGGUGGUAUAAAGAAGGCGAGAUGCAGAUAUUUGGGCCUGAUCUUGUUCAUCAGGUAAUGGAGGAUGUGAAAAUCAUCAGAGAACGACUUAAUAUAGCUCAGAGUCGUCAUAAAUCCUACGCCAAUGUUAGGAAAAGAGAUUUAAAGUUUGAAGUUGGAGAUUGGAUAUUUCUUAGAGUUUCUCCCAUGAAGCGAGUUAUGCAUUUCGGGAAGAAAGUAUUGCCUAUAGAGGAAAUCAAGAUGAACAAUUCAUUGUCUUACGAAGAAGAGCUUGUAGCAAUCUUAGAUCGUCAAGUGAGAAAAUUGAGGAGCAAAGAGAUAGCCUCAGUUAAAGUGCAGUGGUGA
Capsicum annuum is the source of this 393-nucleotide messenger RNA. RefSeq lists its product as uncharacterized. NCBI's taxonomy places the organism in Eukaryota, Viridiplantae, Streptophyta, Magnoliopsida, Solanales, Solanaceae. The transcript has 2 exons. The record is from RefSeq and is a predicted model, not a curated record. The coding region runs from base 1 to 393 and encodes 130 amino acids.